UAAGCAACUUUUAAAUAAAAAUAGUCCAUCAAUUGAACGUUGACAAGUGCUAAAACUUUUUCCCGCCGUUAAGCGAAAGUGAGAUUUUAAACUGUGGUUAACAAUGUUAUCGACGGAAGAUUUAGAAAGGCUAAUUGCGGCAAAACGGCGUGAGAUACAGCAGGAGAAAUCCGCUCUGGGUCUUUCGCCGCCUCCUGCUGAUGAUGUUUCAAACAAAGAGAAUGAAUUGAAGACUGAUAGAAGAGUGAGAUUCAAUAGACCAAGAGCUCUGUCCGAAAAUAAUGUGCCUCGAGAUGAUAGUGAAACACAGAACAAAGAAGAGUCAUUCGGAGACGUAAAAGAAGAAAUCUCACCCGACUUAGAAAGAUAUAUACGGCGUUACUUAGGUCUUCCAGUGAUGUUGAAAGCGGGCGAGUAUUCUCCCAAUAAUCCGCUCAUACGCGGUGAGAGGACGUCAGGGGACGUCCUACUCGGGUUAGGCGAGUAUGAGCGGAGACGAAACACGCUGAGGAAGAUGAGGCAGCGGCAGUAUAAAGAGUAUCUCGACCAGCAAGCAAAAAUAAAACAAGAAGCGAAAGAGAAGGCAGAACGUGAAAGGAAGGAGAGGGAAGAGAAAGAGAGACUUAGAGAAGAGAGGGAGAGGGAGAGAGUAGAGUUAGAGCGGGAGAACAGUCCCGAGAGGCGGAGUCACAGCGUCAGUCACAGUUUCGUCUCAGGCGCUAACAAUACGUAUAUAACAAAAGUCGACACGGGUGUUCAAGUGGACCACAGAAGUACUCCUUUGUCAGUGGCGGUGCAGACAGAUGAUGAUCAGAUGUUUAGACUUCCUCCAACGCUGGGCCAGAAAUUACUAACACAGGCUGAGAGAGAGUUGUCCCCGCGAACUGUAGACAAAGACGCGCCCGCGUGGGCGUGGGCGUGGGACCGGCAUGAGAGGAGGAAGAGCUAUGGAGACGAGCGUCCAGUAAUGAGACAAACGGCGCGAGAGAGACUAACGUCAGAGUUGCGACACUCCUACAUGCCGUCCAUAUUUGAUUCUGAGGCUAUCCGGAUGAGGAACGAAAGAGCAGAAAAGGAAGCAGCCGAGCGUCGUCUAUACUACCAGCAGGAACUAAAGAAUCAGAUUGUCGAACAACAGAGGAUAAGAGAAGAGAGAAAAACCAGGGAAAAAAUGUUAGAGCAGGCUGAAAUGAGACGAUUAGAGGAACAACUGCGUUCAUUAAAAACAGCGCAAGAGAUGGAAAUAGAGCGGCAACACGACAUCACCACCGCUAUGAAUGACAGUGCAGUAGACUAUGCCAAAAAGCGAGAAAAGCUGCAGAAAGAAAUAGAUUUGGAACACGAAGCAUUACUAAAAGCCGCGAUACAUCCCAAACGAACGCAUACAUCAAAAAGCGAAUCUCCAAAACACUCGAACAUCCCUUUUUUCUACCCGGAAAAGAUAGAAAAACCUCCCUAUUCCACAAAUAUACCAGACAACUCAAUAUUCUCACCAGACUACGACGUCGAAACGUACUUGAGGAGAAACCUUAAUCCGAACAAAGCAACUCUCCUAUCUAAUAAAAUAGAUAACUCGGAAAUAGAAAGAAAACUAGAUUCGGAAAAAAAUGUCAUCAUAGAAAAGGCGGUAGUUCACGAAAUUCCAAAAGAUUUGAGGAAAAACGUUUUAGAAAAUUUGGAUAAGGAUACUCUACCUAUACCUGUGCUAAGGCAUUCGCCUAAAAGGCAGGUCAGUGAGGAGACUCCAUCAAAUUUAAGUGAAAAAAUGCAAAUUGUGGAUAAUAAGUGGCGGGUUCCAGCGGUACAGAAGAAUAUAUUAAAAUCUUUACCGAACGAAAAAGGUAAAAAUGUAAGCAUUUUGACACAAUUAGGUUCGAUACGACGACAGUUGCAACUAGAACAACUAAAGUUAGACAAAAUGAUGUCUAAAAACAAUAAUUAAACUAUUUUCCUAAUAUAGUCAGAUUGAUGAAACUUGAAUAUAUAAAU
Molecule: messenger RNA, 1989 nt
Organism: Melitaea cinxia (Glanville fritillary)
Lineage: Eukaryota; Metazoa; Arthropoda; Insecta; Lepidoptera; Nymphalidae
Product: histone-lysine N-methyltransferase, H3 lysine-79 specific-like
Exons: 10
Coding region: 104-1942 (612 amino acids)
Source: RefSeq, a predicted model, not a curated record